AUGAUGAUGUCAUAGCACUCAUGUGCGCUUUCCUUUUGGAAAAAGAGCACGUCUUUCUGGGUGUGCUAGGGUAAACCUUUGUCAUUACUUUGCCAAAAUAGUGCGGAAAAAUGCCAAGUGCUUCAUCAAAAUCUUCUCAGCCUCCUUCUCAGAUCACUACUAGUGAUUUAAUGCAAGAACCAUUAAAAAAUGCUGUUUCCGUGUUGGACAAAAAACUAAGGAAUCUCGAAAAACGCAAGGUCAAGUUGUUGGAAAUCAGAAAAAAAGCUGACCUUGGCACUGAAUUAAAUGAAGAUCAGCGGAAAGCCAUUGAAAAUCUGGCAUUGGUUGAUAACAGUGUUGCCACAGUGAAAGAGCUUCACAAAAACAUUGUAUCCUUGGAUCAGGAGUACAUAAAACUUGUGAAAAAGGAACAAAAAAGAGCAAAACAAGAGCUUCGGGAUCAAAAGGAAAGCCAGGGUCAUCAAGCUGUAUAUAAAAUCAUCGAGGUGCAAGGCGUUCUUGGCCAUUUAACCGAAGAGGCUCACCCAGAUUUUAUAGCUGGCACUAAUGGUGCCUGCCAGCUGACUGAAGACGAACUUUCCAACUUAGACUUGUUUUAUGAACUUGUUAAUACGGGGUCUGAAGAUGGUGAUAAAAAACUAUCCUCUCGUGUAAAAGCUGCUCACCAGCAUUUUCUUAGUUUAGUUGAGGGCAAGGACUCGCCUGUUGUUGGUGAGGUUACAUACAAGACGCUAUUAGAAACUUUAAACAAGAUUUUACAGUCUGGUUAUUUUGACAGAGAUAAUAUUUCUUCACCACAACCUACUGAUGCUGCAGAAGAAGGUAGUGUUGAAGAACCCAGCACACCAGAGGAACAAAGUCCAGAAGAAGAAUUGCCACCUUCAAAUUUUGGUGAGGCUGAAAAUCUGACGAUUAAACCAACCAAUGGAGUUGACCUUCCACCAGAAGUUCAACAAACACCGGAUGACGAAAAAAUAGACUUUUUGGUAGAAUCCGAGAUUGCAGGCUCGUUUGAACAGCAACCCCCUUCCUUGAAUCCAGUCAGUCCAGAAUUUGUUCCUCGAAACCUGCAGCAAACUGAGGAUGCUGGUGGCUUUGGUGAAAGCAAUGUAGCUGCCAGUAACGAAUGGAACGAGCAGCAAGGGAAUGAAUCUGGCUGGAAAUCAGUGCCAGAUCAACACCAAGGCGGCCAAGGUGGUGGCUUCAGAGGACGUGGCGGUGGACGUGGAGGGCGAGGCGGAUUUCGAGGUCGAGGUCGUGGAGGCUCAGGGAACUUUCGAGGCGGUCGUCAGGAUGGCAAUUUCCGUGGUGGUAAUCGGGGAGGUCGUGGUGGAAAUCGUGGUCAACGAGGCGGCCCAAGAGGUGGUCCUCGGGGUGGCGGCAAUCGUGGUGGUUUUGGUGGUGCUGGUGGUUUUGGCAAGCCUCAACAGUAAACGAAGAUGUAGAUGGUUGGGCUACAAACUCGAUUGUAUGAUAAGAUCUAAGAUAGUAGAAAAGUAUAGCGCGUUGGAUGGCUGCGACUUGUUUUGUUGUUGACAACAGGAAGUUGCGAGAAGAUUUUGUGGAAAGUAAUUGGCAUUUUUCCAUUGAGCAUAAAACAAUUGAUGAAUAUUGGCGAAGAAAAACUUCGUGUAACUGAUGUUUUUAGUAGCAUAUCUUACUUGGAAGUUUUAGGACGAAUCUUUUUUAUAUGACUGAAUCUUUUCUUUUUUUACAAUUUCUUCUAGGAUAUAAUCCUUUAAAAAAUGGAAAUUAGUAAUAAUAUCCAGGUCGAUUUGCUAUGUGUUUUUUCAGGACGUUUAAAAUAAGCUCGUUAGAUAAAGCAGCUAAAUCUCAAUUAGUUUUGAGUUGUGUUUGUUUUUGUAGAAACAAUGCUAGAAUUAUUCGAGACGCAUUAAUUAGUGUGAUAAAUCAGUUGUGAUUUAUUAAUAAAAAGAAACUCGUGUAUGCGUUGAA
Molecule: messenger RNA, 1959 nt
Organism: Hydractinia symbiolongicarpus
Lineage: Eukaryota; Metazoa; Cnidaria; Hydrozoa; Anthoathecata; Hydractiniidae
Product: guanyl-specific ribonuclease pgl-1-like
Exons: 8
Coding region: 111-1436 (441 amino acids)
Cellular component (GO): cytoplasm
Molecular function (GO): RNA binding
Source: RefSeq, a predicted model, not a curated record